AUGGCGCGUCGCGCGUGUCAGAUGCCAUUUCGGGCAGCAACUGUCAUUGCCACUGUUUCCUUCGCUGCUGCCAUAGGUGAGGCCUUUGUCUCAUCUGGUCCAGUGACUUCCAAUGCUCUUCACAGUCCUGGCAUGCUGAGCAUCCAGGCGCCAGUGGUCGCGCGCUCUCGGGUGCAAGACUCGUCGUCGCUGUGGAAGGCGGGCGCCUCCCUGGCUCUGCUGGGACUUGCUGUCGGCCUACGCCCCAAACCCCGACAAGCCAAGACUCACGUGGUGAAGCUAGCAUGUGGCUCGACCACCUUCUUCGAGCAGCCGCGGGUGACCGAGAUUGCGAAGGAGAUCUCAACGGUGACUAACCUCAUUGAUGUGACCGAGCACAAGCUGGAACAGCCACGGUCAUGCAUGGAGGCAGCAGCCGCUUCGCCGGUGCUCGGAGCCGGCCGCGACAUGCUCGUGCAGAGCGCAGUGCCCGCCGUGCGGUUGGGGAACGUUUGGUGGAGAGGCCCAUGCCAGUGGUGGCGCCGCGCAUGGGCCGAUGAGUCCUCUGGGGAUGGGCUCAGCUCCGACUCGGACUUGGAGCCCGUCCAAGUGAAUGAACACGAAAGAUCUAAGCACCCGGUGCAUGGAACUGCUGGCUUCCGGCGCAUGCGCAGUUUUCAGCAACCUGCCCCAGAAGUCCAACGAGCACUGAACAGCUUGACCUCCUUCCGCUCCGCACUCGUCGCAAACCAGAAGAAAAUGCUGCAGCUCUUGGAUGAUGAGCUGGACCGCAUCAAAGGUGUCGUGGCCCCGGCCGGUCGCAAGAGCCAGACCAGCGCCAAUGGCGAGGUGAAGCGCCUUUCAUUUCCGUCCCCCUUCGCGCUUCUGCCAGCCGUGCAGAAGCAGCGCAAACGCCGAAUGUCUUGGAUUCAGAAGACGAGUCCAGCGGAGCCGCCGGUGCCGGCGCCAGAAGUCGUACCAUCACUGUUGGAGACAGAGGUUGCGAACUUGACUCGAGAAGAGAAGGAAAAGAUACGGAAGGAUGCCGAUGAACAAGUGCACAAAGGAAUGCUGACACAACUGGAUCCUGAACUUGCCCGCAGUGUGGUGCGCAAGCGUGCUACUGCUGAGUUUGGCGAGCCACAGGAAGGUGGCGAGGAGCCCACCGGGCGGUGCUAUCAAUUAGCCAUGCAUCCAUGUUUCGAGAGAUUCACAAUGUCUGUGAUCUUCCUGAAUGCGAUGUGGAUAUCAGUCGACAUAGAGUUCAACAGGGCCGAGAUUUUGUCGGAAGCCGAUGCCGGCUUUAUCGUGGUAGAGAACCUGUUCUGCUUGUUCUUUACUUUCGAGCUGAUUGUCCGACUAUGGACAUACACUCGCAAGUGCUCUGCGCUGCGGGACAUCUGGUUCUUGUUCGACGUUUUCCUCGUCACCCUGAUGUCCUUCGAGACAUGGCUGGUACCCCUUGCACAUGCAAUAACGCGGACAACGGGUGACACCAUGACGGGGGGUGCCUCUGUCCUCCGUGUGGCCCGCGUGCUCCGUGUAUUGCGAACGGCGAGGAUGGCCCGACUUGUUCGGUUGAUGCCCGAGCUCAUGAUUCUGAUCAAAGGCAUGAUGGUGGCUUGCCGUUCUGUGUUCUUCACUUUGGUUUUGCUGCUGAUGUUCACCUAUGUUUUUAGCGUGGCUUUCGUGCAGUUUAGUCGUGGGAACACCGUCUUGGAGUCACCGAAUUUCUUUGGCUCCAUGGGCACGGCGAUUUGGACCUUACUCCUGAAAUGCAUCCUGACGAACCAGCAGUUCAUCAUCGAAGCGGUAGCAGAGGAGAGUUGGAUCAUGGCGGCUUUGAUUUUGGUCUUCAUUCUAUUCGGCUCUUUGACUGUGAUGAACAUGCUGCUCGGGGUGCUGGUCGAGGCGGUAAAGACGGUGUCUACUAUUGAGCGAGAGCAGCUGGAAGUCGAUUUUGCAAAGAAAGUUUUAUGGGAGAUGAUUGACAAAGGACAUGCCGACGAGGAUGGAGACAACCGAAUCUCUGAACAGGAAUACCGCAAAGUGCUCCACACGCCGGAGGCCAUGACGGCACUGACGAGCUUGGGAGUUGAUGUCGAGGCUGCAUUGGACUAUGGUAAGCUGCUUUUCGAAGACGGUGAGCCACUCACAUUUGGGGACUUUAUGCGGGGGAUUCUCACUUUGCGUGGCUCCAACCAGACGACCGUCAAGGACAUUGUGGACCUUCGCAAGUUCACAGCCGAUGAAUUCUCCCACAUCCACGACAUUCUGAGCAGCUUGUGCAAGUAUGUCGCAACGUCAGGAACUGCAGGAACCGUGAGCCAGGCACAAAGGUAUGUCUGGAUGUUUGGGAUACCGGGCACAGGCUACACGAAGACAGCCUUUGCUCAGAAGCCAUUGGCUGCAAAGUGCCACUUUGACACCAAAACCUCGAAAUCGGCGGAAGGUCGGUUCUUGGAGUUGGUAGGUUUGGACCCCGACGGCUGGGACAUGCCUCACAAUCAGGAAUUGAAUGGCUUCUCAUCAGAGUACAGCGAAGGGGAUCGUGAUGUACGUCCACCUCCCGCAAAACAUUGUGAGCAGCCUCUAGCUGUACCGGACGUCCUGCGUCACGCACGCAGCCGCAGCUCCUCAAGAAACUCCGGCUUGCAAAGCCGGGGCUCUUCCAAGAAGUCCACGGCGGUGCAGGAGACCGCCCGGCUUCUGGAAGGCCUCACAGCUUUCAAGGCAAAGCUCGCCGCCAGCCACAGGCAAACCAUGCAGUUGCUGGAAGGUGAGUUGGAGAAGGUGAGGCGCCUCCCGACAAUGUCCGCCAUGCCCGACGGGUCUGUCGCACCGGAGAAGCUCAAGCCCUCCCGCGAGCUCAAGGAACAUGGGAGCACCUCCAAGGACUACAGGUUGCGCCUUCCGGGCAUGCUGGGCCAUGCAGACGACGUGCCAGGGAUCAACCAAAUGGCAGGUACAGCGCAGCCGACCUACACGUCCAUCUCGUCCGGUCAUCGCAUUACGCUUAGUGACGAGCGCGAGACUAGGCACCCGGAGAUGCCUGGGGCGUGGAUAGGAGACUAUGUGGAGUUCGUGACGUACGACCCCACGAAUGUUCGCCAAGGCACUGUUUUGGCUAGGUUGGAUAAGGCUACCUUCUUAGCGGUGUCAGACGAGCACCAUUGGUUGGUGGUUGGACCUGGUGGUUGGACCACGGUCCAGGAAGAGAUGAGGGGUGGCAGUUGGAGGAUCAUCACCCUGGGCGACCUCGCUGAUGGGAAGAAGCAAAAGGAGGCGGGCUGGCCUUUGAAGUUCCUGAGGCACUGGCAGCAGACAGGCCGACUCAGCGCAGGCGCACCAGAGGGUCCGGGUAUGUUCGAGGAGACCUCCUCGGGCUCAACCUCUACGGAGGAGAAGCCUCCCAAGGAGUACUCCUUGAAGAAGCGGGGGCGCCUGGCAGCCCGGACGUUAAGGGAGAUGGGGACGUUGGCCCUGGCCCUGCACCAGCUCGCAGUCGGAGCACAAUUCAUGGAGUUGCUGGAUUCAGAGGGGGCGACUCUGGUGGAGAGGGACGAGGCCGUGAUGGCCUCGAAGAAAGAUGAGGAUCAGAAAGGCCAGAAGGGAGACCCGAAGGGGGCCAAACAAGGAUUGACGGUGGCAGCUUUCAGGGAUGCUGCAAACGAGGGAGUUGCUUGGCCAGUUUGGAGGGACAAGAUGAGGAGUGCGUUAUCCAGGACCCCCAAGAAGGUGCAAACGGCAGGGGAGGCUACUGUGGCAGAGCGCGACGCGUGUGUUUUUGCCCGAACGCACUGCAACCCCGAAAGGCUCCCCACGGACGCCGAGUCCACUGCUGCCGCACAGGGACGAUCGCGCGGCCAUGGAGAUGCGUUGCCAAUUCACCCUGCUCUGAUUGCGCCUGGCUUUGCUUGGGGUUACGAAGACCAACGUCGACUGGGUCAAAAGACCGUACUUUUGGCCCUGAACUACCUGUACUGCGUGGCCUGGAGCCACCCAGUUUGUCUCCUCGGAAGGUCGGAGCGCCUUUCAACACCACUUGCCUCAGAGGCGAAGCUCCGCUCAAAGAAGUUCGACUACGCUGGCGUUGUUAAGGCAUGGCCCUCGCCCGGGAACGCGGCAGUGGUCGAGCUGAAAGCCUGCCUCCCAGAAGACCUCGCAAAAUUGCUUGAACCGGGGACAUCGAGAUCCCCACCGACCGGAAUGGCCAUUACAUCACGAACGGUGCGGGAGCUGUUCCAAAAGGUCAAAGUGGUGGGCGGAUUUUCUGAAAAGGACCUACUCCCUUACGUGGGCCAAUUGACGGGCAUCUUGGUUGACAAAGAGUCUUACACCGUGAUGGACUCAGAGGACCUCCAGUCGACCUUUAGUUUGUUCAGGAUGCCGGACUGCUGGCUCCCCUUUUUCGCCUUCGCCCAGAAAGUUCGGGGAGACGCCCUUGGAGAGUCACGCUACACGAGUGUGAGGUCCCGAGCAGAGGAUGUGCAAAAAGGGGCGGCACUUCCAGCUGCAGAAGGAGGUGAGAUCCUGGCGGAGUGCAAAGUCAUUCCGCAUGUCUAUGAGAAGUCAGUUGAGCUGCUGGACAUGCCAUCCUCCAGCAUGUUUGUCCGUGAGGUUCGUCUACCUCCACCAAUGGUCGAUGUUAUCUGCUUCGCGGCCCUGAUCCCAUUUGCGGAGACCGACCUUUCCUCGCCGAUCUCGCCGGUGAUUAGCUGCACAGAUGCAUCCCGCACUGGAGGGGGCUCGUCAGUUGCCAGCUAUUUCAAGACAAGGUGGUACCGGUGCCCAAGGAAGCGGCCUGGCAGUGUUCUGUCAAGUGCACUCGAGCGCAUGAUGAGACGUAGGAACUUCACCCUCACCUUUGCGGUGGCCCUGAGGGGAAUCUCGGUGCAGGGCGACCGCUGGGAUUUCAGCGCCCAGCAUGGCAAGGACCGCCUGGACGAGGAAGAGACCGAGGGUGACUUCAUGUGGUCACAUUGGGCGCCGGACUUCUCAACAUUGGCGCCGUUGGCAGUACCAGGACUUAUCGAUGCGAAGGACAAUGGCAGGUUUGCCUUCCUCGAGCACCCCUUCGGGUCCAUGAUGUGGUGGAUGAAGGAGGCCCGGCCUCUCUACGACUCUACGGAGAAGGUUGGUGCUGGUCAGUCUUCAGCCUGUGUUUCACGUGACUUAUCCCUGGACUCCCUGAUUUUCCACGAGAUCAAAUGGAGCACGCGAGGCUUCCAGUCGGAGACCACCACCAACGAUGCAGCGUUCCACCUCAAAGAGUUCGUUCGUCAUGUUCACCACCUUGGGACGAAUGUGGCUGUGGAGGGACUUCCUGAGCUACAAGUGGGCGUCGAGCCAGCGCAUCAACGUGUUGCAGCUCUCGGCAUUCCAUGGCUUGCGGGUCAUCCCAUGUUCGAGCGCAUAACCAUGACCGUCAUAUUUCUCAAUGCAAUCUGGAUCGGCGUCGACAUUGAACUCAAUCAUGCGGACGUCCUUGCCGAAGCCGAUCCUCUGUUCAUCAUAGCUGAGAACUUGUUCUGCUUGUUCUUCUCCGCUGAGCUGACCAUCCGGUUCUUGCUAUACACCCGAAAGAUAUACGCACUCAGAGAUAUGUGGUUCCUUUUCGACUUGUUCCUCGUUUUAUUGAUGAUUAUUGAAACUUGGUUCAUGCCAUUGGUACACGUCUUCUCUGCGGACUCAGCCGGUGCAUCGACUGGGGGACUCUCCGUUCUUCGGGUAGCAAGGGUGAUGCGAGUGCUUCGAACAGCACGAAUGGCCCGAUUGGUGCGGUUUAUGCCCGAGCUGAUGAUUCUCGUGAAGGGCAUGAUGGUGGCAUUCCGGUUCUUCACUUUGCUCCUGCUUCUGCUUGUCACUUACGUGUUUUCGGUGGCCUUCAUGCAGUUCAGUCGGGGCAUCGAGAACUUGGAAACUACUAUGUUCAGGACGAUGGGCAACACUGUGGAAACCCUCAUCCUGGGAUGUGUCCUGACCGAUCAAGCUGCUUUGAUUCAAGAGGUGGGCAAGGACAGCCCGAUAAUCGUGGCCUUGCUGAUUGUGUUCAUACUGGUGGGCUCGCUCACGGUUAUGAACAUGCUGUUAGGCGUGCUCGUCGAAGCCAUCAAGACAGUCUCCACCAUUGAGCGCGAGCAGCUGGAAGUCGAUUUUGCCAAGCAUGUGUUGUGGGAGAUGAUUUCCAAAGGCGAGGCAGACUCAGACGGAGACAACAAAAUCUCCGAGGAGGAGUAUAUGAAUGUUUUGCGGAAGCCAGAGGCGGUCACUGCGCUGACCAGCCUGGGAGUUGAUGUCGAGGCAGCGUUGGAUUACGGCAAGCUGCUGUUCGAAGACGGUGAGCCCUUGACCUUCGGAGACUUCAUGCGUGGUAUACUAACCCUUCGAGGUUCCAACCAGACCACGGUCAAGGACAUAGUAGAUCUUCGCAAGUUCACGGGCGACGAAUUCUCGCAAGUUCACGAAGUCUUGAACGGCCUGGCGCAGUUUGUGAUGUCGCAAGCAGCUGGACAUCAGCCCCCCCCUCUUCAGCCUUCGCUGUCGGUUUCCAGGAGGCAUUCUUUGGCUUCGCGCUCGUCAAAUGAGAAAGAACCUAUCGGGUGA
This is a messenger RNA of Symbiodinium necroappetens, 6585 nucleotides long. Lineage: Eukaryota; Dinophyceae; Suessiales; Symbiodiniaceae. The record is from the annotation of a GenBank genome assembly.